AUGUUGGACUGGGGAGGAAGGAAGCUAAGGGGAAUGGAGCAGGAGGAAGGAAUCCAAGAGGAGGUAACAGAGCAGGAGUUGGAUGCUGAGGAGAACAUCAGGCAGCUGGAUGGAACACUUCAGGAGCAAUUCACAGAGCUGGAGGAAAGUGAACAGGAGAAUAUUCUAGAACAGGAAGGAGAACCACAGGAAGAGAGCACUGAGCUGGAUGGAGCUAUGCCGCAAGAAAUCCCAGAAGAGAUUGGCAGGGAUCAUGAGUGUGUUACAGGUGUGGCUGGAGGAGCCAGGCCAAAGAUCAAGGAGCAGGUUCAGGGUGGGCAGGAAGAUUAUUAUAUAGAGCAGCCUACAGAAGCCCCAAAAAGGAAUACUGAGCAAAUUAGAGCAAGCCAAGAUGUAUUCAGAGGGUGGACCACAGGAACCCAUAGGAAGAUCUUGAGACACGCUGGGAGAUCCUGGGAAGAGAUCACAGACCAAGCGGGAAGAGGGCAAGGGAAGAUGGCAGAACAGGACAACCAAGGUCAAGAAGCAGGUCUAAAACUAGUCAGGGACCUCUUGGCUGUUGUUGCCAGAUCUGACCUUCCCCACGAGGAAAAGCUGGAGCUGGAAUUUGUGACUCUCCAGUUUAUGAUGGGAGGCAAUGUGCACUUGCUUGGGGAGCUACAAAGCCAGGCAGUGGUGGAGACCUUCCGCCAGGAGGUGUUUGCAAAGUUCCCAAUCCCAGCUUUCCAUGUGACGAGCUCGGUGAUCUGCUGCGACCAAGCAGCCAGCCAAAGGCCCGAGAGACCCCAGGUCCUGAAUGAAAAUGGCUGCUCCAGGCAACAAGAAAGAAUCUACUCCCAGCUCAUCUUCUUCCUGUGCAGAGCCCCUUUCUUAAAGUCGUGGGACCAACUGGAUCGACUGGCCGAAAUGCUGCACAAGCUGAAGAACUGCAUCUACUAUAACCCAGUGGCUCUGGUUGGGGUCAUUGUGCAGGUGGAUCCAGACCCAGGUUUGGAUGCAGAACAAGAGGCCCGGGCACGGCGCUGGCUGAGGUGCUUGCUAGAUGGGUUCUUCUGCUGUGACUUAUUGUUAGAUCAUGACGGGACAGAGCCAGAAGUUCAAGUUCAGGUAGCUGUCUAUCAGUCAGGCCAGCCCGAGAGGGCUUUAGAGGUGAAGAGAGCAGCAUGUCAGGCAAUACGAGCAGCUCUAAAGUUCUGA
Zootoca vivipara (common lizard) is the source of this 1197-nucleotide messenger RNA. RefSeq lists its product as uncharacterized. Lineage: Eukaryota; Metazoa; Chordata; Lepidosauria; Squamata; Lacertidae. The record is from RefSeq and is a predicted model, not a curated record.